UGCAGUGGUUGGCCGUUAGAUUGCAUUUUGCCAAGACUGUUGGCAGCAAAAAGGGUGAUUGUACUUUGAGAAAGCGAGAGAGAGAAAGAGAGGGAAGAGGGUUAAGGAUGAUUCGGAGCAUUGUCGCCGGACUGAUGGCCAACCUAGUGGCCGGCUCGGUCACCGAAGUGUUCAUCGGCCUGGCGGUUUUCUCGGUGAUCUUCCUGCUCAUCCGCGCCCGCCGCAACAGAAUUCCCGCGGGUCUGAAGAGGCCGCCGUGCCCGCCCACCCUGCCCAUCAUCGGCCACACCCUGCUCCUGGGGCCGAACCCCCACCUGAGCCUGACCGCCUUGAGCCAGGAGUACGGCGACAUCUUCCAGAUCCAGAUCGGCACCCGGCCGGUGCUCGUCCUCAGUGGGCUGGACACCUUGAAGCAAGCGCUGAUCCGGCAAGGCGAUGACUUUGCCGGCCGCCCCAGCCUCUACAGUUUCAGGUUCAUCAGCGACGGAAACAGCCUGACUUUCAGCCCCGAUUACUCCGAAGUUUGGAGGCUGCGUCGGAAGCUGGCGCAAAACGCGCUGCGCACCUUCUCUGCGGACGAGUGUCAAAACUCCACGCACUCGUGUCUCCUGGAGGAGCAUGUGUGCAGGGAAGCCCAGCACCUGGUCGACAUCUUCCUAGAUCUGAUGAAGAGCAGGGGCGGUUUCGACCCGGUCAGGUACAUCGUGGUGUCGGUGGCCAAUGUCAUUUGCGCUCUGUGCUUCGGCAAGCGCUACAGCCACGACGACCAGGAGCUCCUCAACAUCAUCAACUUGAGCGACGAAUUCGGCAAGACGGCAGCUUCGGGCAACCCGGCCGACUUCAUCCCAAUUCUGAGAUUCCUGCCCAACUAUUCCAUGAGCAAAUUCAUCAACAUAAACAGGAGAUUUAUCAACUUCGUUGAGAAAAUUGUAACCGAGCAUUACCGCACCUUCGACAAGGAUAACAUACGCGAUAUAACCGAUUCCCUGAUCGAUCACUGUCAGGAGAAGAAAGUGGACGAGAAUGCCAAUAUUCAAGUAUCUGAUGAAAAGAUUGUCUGCAUCGUCAAUGAUUUAUUUGGAGCUGGUUUUGACACAAUUACCACAGCGCUCUCCUGGGCUGUUAUGUACCUGGUUAACAAUCCUGAGAUUCAGAAGAGGCUGCAUGAGGAAAUAGACGAGAACAUUGGCAAAGAUCGAAGCCCAAGGAUAUCAGACAGGCCACUAUUGCCCUACACUGAAGCUUUCAUCACGGAGACCUUCCGGCACUCGUCCUUUCUACCAUUCACCAUUCCUCAUUGCACAACGAAAGACACAGCACUGAAUGGAUAUUUUAUACCCAAAAACACUUGCGUUUUUGUGAACCAGUGGCAAGUGAAUCAUGACCCGAAACUCUGGAAAGACCCAUUUGUUUUCUGCCCAGACCGGUUCCUAAACCCCGAUGGAAAAAGCAUCAAUAAAGUGGAAAGCGAAAAGGUGCUAUUAUUUGGCAUGGGAAAAAGGAGAUGCAUUGGGGAGCCCAUUGGCCGCAUGGAAGUCUUCUUGUUUUUCACCACCCUUAUCCAACAGCUGCAAUUUGAGAAAAAGCCAGGGAAGGACAUUGAUAUGACCCCACAGUAUGGACUGACCAUGAAACACAAGAGAUGUGAAGUGCAAGCGGUGCAGCGUUUCCCUGCCAGCGUUGAAUGAGCCGACAGUGUCUUACUUUUGCAGGAGCUAAGCAAAGGAGAAGAGAACUCUAUUUUUGUACAUUAUAAAUACACAUACCAAUGGUAUGAGGGAAUAGUUAUGCCUUAAAUUGUAAGUUUUGUUAUGUUCAAUGUAAUACGCUGCUGAUGUGCCACUGAUGCCUUGUAUUUAAAAUACUAAUGAAGAAUUAUUUUACUGUAUAAGCAGAACCGAAGAAUGAAGAAAGUGAAGUUUGAGAGCUGUAUUCAAACAUAUCUCAUUUAACAUUGUACUUGUAUUUUAAAGUAUAAGAUAUUUUACUAUUGAAAAUCAUGUAAUAAGGGAGAUAUUACACUGCUUCAUUAUACUGUACAAAUGGACGUUAGUGAUUUUUAUACUUAUGAAAUGUCAGAUCAAACAGAAGAAUUUGUUACAAAGAGAAAUAAAACAAUGUG
This is a messenger RNA of Carcharodon carcharias (great white shark), 2122 nucleotides long. RefSeq names its product cytochrome P450 1A1 (gene cyp1a). The coding region runs from base 108 to 1688 and encodes 526 amino acids. Gene Ontology annotation, molecular function: iron ion binding; steroid 17-alpha-monooxygenase activity; oxidoreductase activity, acting on paired donors, with incorporation or reduction of molecular oxygen, reduced flavin or flavoprotein as one donor, and incorporation of one atom of oxygen. Gene Ontology annotation, biological process: hormone biosynthetic process; progesterone metabolic process. The transcript has 7 exons. NCBI's taxonomy places the organism in Eukaryota, Metazoa, Chordata, Chondrichthyes, Lamniformes, Lamnidae. The record is from RefSeq and is a predicted model, not a curated record.